This is a messenger RNA of Galendromus occidentalis (western predatory mite), 2396 nucleotides long. It is a transcript of the gene psidin, whose product is annotated as phagocyte signaling impaired. Gene Ontology annotation, biological process: N-terminal peptidyl-methionine acetylation. The transcript has a single exon. Gene Ontology annotation, cellular component: NatB complex; cytoplasm. NCBI's taxonomy places the organism in Eukaryota, Metazoa, Arthropoda, Arachnida, Mesostigmata, Phytoseiidae. The record is from RefSeq and is a predicted model, not a curated record. Gene Ontology annotation, molecular function: protein binding. The coding region runs from base 54 to 2396 and encodes 780 amino acids.
CGAGCCAGAAUCGGCUCCUCCGCAGAGAAAAAUCGAACAACAGCAGCAGAAGCAUGGCAGCCAAGAAAGAUGAACAGCGCGCGGCUCUCGAGGAGCGCAGAUUGAAAGGAGCCUACGAUUUCUUCGACAGUGGAGAGUACAAACGAGCUCUGCAAGAAUGCGAACGUAUCAUAAAGAAGUACGGCAGCAAAAUGGGAGACACGGUGCAUGCGCUGAAAGCGCUCGCGCUCUCGAAACUGGGUCGCUUUCCGGAAGCCGGAUCGGUGCUCGACGCUCUGAUCUCGAACCAACCCACGGAAGAAGCGACGCUGUCGCCCAUGGUCAUGGCUCUACACGAAACCGGGCGUCAAGACGAGGUGGCGCCGUUAUACGAAGCCGCAUGCAGAAAGUGUCCUUCCGAAGAGGUCCACAAUUCUCUAUUCAAGCUGUACGUGCGGGAUGGAGAGCGCACAAAAGCCAAGAACGUUUCUCUACAGCUAUACAAGCUCACCGAUAAACGUACAUACUACUAUACGGCAGUUAUGCUCCAGUACCUGAGCGCUAAGGACGCUUCCGACGAGCGCCAGAAAUCCAUGUGCUACAUCCUGGCGGAAAAGAUGUUGGAUCGACUCAAACCGAAUGUAGAUGCGGAAAUCUUCCUCGAGUACAUGAUUUAUCGAGAUGCGGCCAGAUUCGAACAGGCGUUGGAGAGGCUUAACGACCUGGUCAAGAAACAGCACUUUCCUCCUUUCGAGAAAUUCGUACUCCUGACGAAAAUGCAGGCCUGGCAGGAAGCCGCACGUGAGGCUGAGAGCAUGUUCGAGAAGAGCGAGUGUCUGGAUCAUGUGUGGCUGGAAAAACGCUUCGAGGUGGGCGAGCUCAACGGCGAGCAAAUCCAAGACGUUGCGAACAAGCUGCUUGAUUUCAUUGAUCAAGUUCCAGACCAUGACAAACGGCGUGAGACAAUUCUCAAUAAAAUUUCAAUACUAAAGCGACUGGAGCAGUUCGACAAAGUCGAGAGUCUGCUCGUGACUUUCUACGAGCGUUUCGACGGCAAGAUCUGGUGCACAGUCGAUCUUCUUCAUCAACUCCGGGAGCUGCCAGAGGAGAAGCGGAAAUCAGUGUUCGAAUCGCUUUCGAAAAUUGCCAAAAAAGACUCACUAUCAUGGCAGACCUUAGAAUUUGAAUUCGGUCCAACGAAAUCUGAAGAGGAACAGCUGGAGAUCAUCAGCGAUCUGUGCAAUAAAUACGACCAGGGGCCUGAGCUCGAGAGACAGUCUGACACCAACCCCUUCGAUGGAUAUCUUGAACUUGCGGCUGACAUGGCCGCGGAACUGUUCCUCACUAAAGACAAUGACGAAAUUCUUCUGAAAAUGAUCACGACUCUGCACGCGGCCCAGAAGAAAUCACCGAACGGCUUCAAGUUGAAAUUGCGUCUCCUCUGGUGCUUCUGUGCCAUUAAUGCGGGAGAAGAAGCGCGCUCGAUGAUUUCGUCGUUGAACAUCAAAUAUUUGCAGAUGGAAAGUUUGGGAUAUUUUUUCACACCGUUCCUGGAACGGUCCUCGUUCGCGGUCGCGAGACCGCACUACCGUAACUUCAUCGGGCUCCAUAUGCACUCGCAACGCGAUAUCGCCGACGGCAUCGUCAACUGUUACAAGUACGGCUCUUUCUUCAAGAUCGAGGAAAUGGAAGAGCUCUGGGAACGGCUCGACAAUUCCUACGAGCUGGCGAACGCAAAGGUCAUUUUCAACCUCGACAUGUGCAUCACCAAGAAGCUACAAGUCACAAAAGCUCAAAAAGAAGUCAAAGAAGCCGCCGUGGUUGUGCCUUCGAUUCCUUGGGAUAAAAUCAGGGAGAACUGUGAUAUGAACGUUUUGCCCAAGCGAUACCACUCAAUUUUCCCCAGCCUCGAGAUAAAGAAACCAGAGCUCCGACUGCGAUGGUUGGUGCUGAAUUUUUUGGCGGCCCAGACCGAAAGUCAACCAGCGGCUCGCGCGGAGCUCGAGAGAGAACUCACCCCGGAUCCGUCUCUCAGAGAGGAUCUGAGCAAUGCCUUCGAGUAUUUUGUUUAUCCUCUAAUCGUCGAUGAGGAGAAGCUCGCCGACCGUCUCGACGAAAGGACAGCCAAGAUGCGGGAUUUCGAAUUGAAGUCUCUGAGGAGCUUGCAGAGAUUUAUCAACAUGAUGUCGCAGUACGUUCUCGCGCUUUCCUGUAUUGCGAUCACCGUUCAGAGUGAAGCAGCCAAAAAAGCCGUUCUGGCAGAACUCGAUAAGAUGGAGAAGCUGCCGUUCAAUCUCAGUCAUUUAUUCAACAACGAGGACACCCCAGCUACAAAAGGCCUUCGGGAAAGUUUCGACAACAUGUGGUCGUCGUGUGUAUCCACUUUAGGUCUGGUUGGGACGUUUUUAAAAAGUUGA